Messenger RNA from Procambarus clarkii (red swamp crayfish), 870 nucleotides. The record is from RefSeq and is a predicted model, not a curated record. NCBI's taxonomy places the organism in Eukaryota, Metazoa, Arthropoda, Malacostraca, Decapoda, Cambaridae.
AUGGCAAGGUUGAAUCUGGAUUGUCUUAAGACGCCAGACAGCAAGUUGGACAGUCCCAGAGAGCGAUUAAAGAAGCGGCCAAGCUUUCGGCUGAGCUUCAAGAGGAAGCCAACGGAACCCAAGAGAGAGAGGGUGGAGCACCGGGACUCCCUCAGCAACGCCAUCCCCGCCAAGAUCAUUCGGGCCACCUCCGUGAAGCCUCACACCCUCAACCCCAGGUGGAACGAGAAGUUCAGACUAGACAUCGACGACAUCAACUACGACAUCCUUCACUUGGAUAUAUGGGACCACGACGAUGAGUCCAGCGUAUUCGACGUGGUGAGUAAGCUGAACGAGGUGAAGGGUGUCAAAGGCCUCGGACGCUUCUUCAAACAGAUCGCCCAGUCGGCCCGGGCGGGGGGCGGUCAGGACGACUUCCUGGGCUGUGUUAACGUUCCUCUUCAGGACAUUCCCAGCACGGGCGUGGAUAAAUGGUACCCCCUGGAGGGCCGCUCGCAUAGGUCCAACAUCCAGGGCCAGAUUAACCUCAAGAUGUGGCUCUCUACCCGCGAGGACAGAGGCACGUCGGAGGAAGAGGUGACGGCCGAGGUGCGGCAACAUGACCAGAUCAUCACUACUUUCCUCCUGCACGAGCUCACCAAGUUCAAGGACGACACGGUCUCGUGGGACGGAGAGCUGAGCACCGCGGCCGAGAACAUCCUGCACCAGCACGCCAUCCAGGGUGACCUGACGCAGCUCCAGCAGGCCAUGUGCCGCUGGAUGGCGGUGUCCAGGACGCACACCACCAGGAGCCUCGACCACCGCAUCCUACACAGGCUUCUUCUCGCCCUACACGACCUCUGGGACACGGAGACCCUCAGCAAGGAAGAG